ACAUUUGAUCAGACCAUCACUGGUGUGCACCGGUAUCUCAAUUCUGUUUGGCAUUAAAUUCGUGAUUUUUUGACAAUUAUUGUUAGUUUUUAAAUUUUAUAAAAUUUUGUAUUAUUAAUAUUUGUAUUAUUAAUUUGCAAAUAAUAUUAAAAAUUAAUUUUAAUUAGAUUUAAACACAAAGACUAGAAAAUGCCUCCAAAUAAUCAAACCAAUGAUAAAUUGCCUGAUAUUAUAAAAUCAGAUGAAAAUGUGAAAAACGAGGACAAAACAGACGACAAGUGGAAGUGUUUGGAUCACAUUAUUUGGACAAAUGUCUUGUAUUUUAUUGGUUUGCUUUUGGCAGCUAUUUAUGGCGCUUAUCUAGUCUUUACUGAUGCUAAGAUAUUAACUACACUUUUUGGUGUAUUUCUUUAUCAUAUAUCUUUAUUUGGCAUAACUGCUGGUGUCCACCGUUUAUGGUCUCACCGAUCAUAUAAAGCAAAGUUGCCGUUUCGCAUAAUAUUAGCAAUUUGUAACUCAAUCUCUUAUCAAAAUUCAAUCUAUGAGUGGGGACGGGAUCAUCGGGUGCACCAUAAAUUUACAGAGACUGAUGCCGAUCCCGUCAAUUCAUUGCGUGGUUUCUUUUUUUCGCACUGCGGUUGGCUUAUGUGUCGUAAGCAUCCGGAUGUCAAAAGGAUUGGCGGAAAAGUCGAUUUGAGUGAUAUGUUGGCCGAUCCAGUGGUUUACUAUCAGAAAGAGUAUUAUAUGCCAUCAGUGGUUGUCCUAUGCUUUGUAAUGCCAACACUGAUUCCCUGGUAUUUAUGGUCUGAGACCUUAUGGAAUGCCUUUUUCGUUUGUGUAAUGUUGAGAUAUAUGGCUGGUAUCAACUCUACCUGGUUAGUCAACUCAGCUGCUCAUAUGUAUGGCUAUAAACCAUAUGAUGUAAACAUAGCGCCGGUUGAAAAUAUCUCAAUUUCUGCAUUAACUCUUGGAGAGGGAUAUCAUAAUUUUCAUCACACCUUUCCCUGGGAUUAUUCAACAAGUGAAUGGGGUUGGAAUAUCAAUUUAACGACAUUUAUUUUGGACCAAUUGGCCAAAAUUGGUUGGGUUUAUGACAGACGUUUUGUCACUAAAGAUAUGAUUGAAAAACGCAAAGCAAGAACCGGACCAAAAGCUGACAAAUAUAUACCUCACGAACACGAGUACUGACCACAAGUACCGAUCACAAGAAUAUACAGUACAACAAACCUGUAAUUGAAUUUUUAUCACCAAAUCAAGACUAAUGUUAAUAAUCAAAACAAUCAAAUAAUUAAUUUUUAUUUUUUAUAUUUAUAAUUUUAU
Molecule: messenger RNA, 1320 nt
Organism: Oppia nitens
Lineage: Eukaryota; Metazoa; Arthropoda; Arachnida; Sarcoptiformes; Oppiidae
Product: acyl-CoA Delta12-desaturase-like
Exons: 4
Coding region: 190-1188 (332 amino acids)
Biological process (GO): unsaturated fatty acid biosynthetic process
Cellular component (GO): endoplasmic reticulum membrane
Molecular function (GO): stearoyl-CoA 9-desaturase activity; iron ion binding
Source: RefSeq, a predicted model, not a curated record